AUGUUGAUCAAUUCUAUCGCUCUGCUUUCUGCAGCCUCUCCAUUGAUCCUCUUCAUCACCUUCGUUACCUGCAUUUCAACAACCACUCCAGCCCAACCUUUAGAAAUUUGUGCGACGUUUAACUGCGGACAAGGAACAUGCAAGGCUUCAGAGUCUAAAAUAGAGGGUUUUUAUUGCGAGUGUUAUCCUGGUUGGAGAAGUGUACAAGUUGGUCCUUUCUCCUGGCCCGCCUGCGUUCUUCCUAAUUGCAGCCUUGAUUUUAAAUGUGGAUCUCUAGCACCAAUACCUUCUCCUUUUCCUUCUCCUUCUCCAGCUCCUACUCCUGCUUCUGCUUUUCCUCUGCCGAUAUCAGAUUUAUUUAGCCCUUGUGGUAUUAUGUGGUGUGGAGAUGGAAAAUGUUUGGCCAAUGGAACUGGCCACAGUUGCCAAUGCUACAAAGGCGCGGACAAUUUGUUCAGUUUGCCGGAAUUACCUUGUUUUAGACCAUGUUAUUUGGGAUCAGAUUGUAUCGGUAUUGGUUUCGACGAACCACCGAAAUCACCAGUACUGCAUCCACCACCAUCACCUUAUAAUUUGCCGCUGCAGCCACCGCCGCCGGCAGAUUAUUUACAACAGCCACCACCACCUACUUUUGACAACAAUUCAAGUGAAACAUCGAAUUGCUCCAAGAACAUUGGGGGACUCACCAGGAUAGUACUAGUAGUAGUAGUAAUGGUAGCAACCCUGUUAAUGUUUCUGUAGAGAAAUGUCACGUACAAUAAGCUUAUAUAUUACAGUAUUUCUUGUGGUUC
Messenger RNA from Tripterygium wilfordii, 791 nucleotides. RefSeq lists its product as uncharacterized. The record is from RefSeq and is a predicted model, not a curated record. The transcript is spliced from 5 exons. Lineage: Eukaryota; Viridiplantae; Streptophyta; Magnoliopsida; Celastrales; Celastraceae. The coding region runs from base 1 to 741 and encodes 246 amino acids.